CCGCCUCAUCCAAGCAUCAUGUCAACUAUAAGACCGUCCGAUCAUUUUGGUGACAAUCCAGGUGAUCAAGAAGAUUCUGUGGACUUUGAAUUUUUCGAAGAACACCGAGAGUCUAUACCGGGAUCAUUGAAAAAUAAUGACAACAAUAACUCAAAUUUAGUUAAAGCAAACAAUAAAACUUUUGUAGUAGAAGAAAAACAGGAAGGUGAUCUGUAUAAACGGAAUGAAGAUCUUGAAUUAAGCGAUGAAACAUAUCAUAGCACUGAAGAGGAAGAAAAGAACAAGAAGGGGAUAGAAGAUGAAAAUAAUUGGGUUAAAAGUCCAACAUUUCACAAAUCAGUUAACAAUUCUGAUAAAAGUAAUAGAAAUAAAGCUGUAGUGAAGGAUAUUGACAGUGACUCAGUGAAUGAUGAUGACGAAGAAGAACAAUCAAUUUCAUCUGGCGACAUUUCUAAUAUUCCUAGAUAUAAAAACAGAAAUGUAACAUCUAGAAAUUCUCCAAUACGACAAUCACCAAAUAAAAAUAAUGACCGGAAAAAGCAAACCAGACCCUCAUUUCGUAUUGCUUCAAAUUCUGAUAUUUUUAAUAUGAACAAUGAAUGUAUUAAUGUUGCACAAAUUGCAGAUGCUUUGAAAAGUUUUGACAAAAAAAUACAUCGUUUACAUAUUCGUCCACCAUGGAAAGAUCCGAAUUCAAGACCACUUCCAAGUGAUCGAACAACAGCAUUUUAUAACAUGUACGAGGAUUAUUUAAAAUAUCGAAAUCAGCGACCAUUGUCAAGUUUAGGAUAUUCAACAACAAAAUGUUUGAAUGACGAAAUAGCUGUGCGUAGAUUGUACCAUUCAACACUGAAUCGUUUGCGUCAAAAUGAAAAAAUACAGCUGGAAAACUAUGAACUAGCUAAGCGCUUACAAAAAAUUCGACCAACAACUGGUAUGACUAAAGAAGAACAAUUACGAGAUUAUAAAAAGUAUUUUAUUACACCGAACUCAUUGUAUCCUUAUUAUAAAUCUGAAUUUAUUUCUUAUCGAAAAAAUUCUCAUAUAAAUCAAAACCUUAUUAAAAAUAAAAAACAAAUUAAUACUUUAAAACCAAAUGAAUUCACAUCUAAAUCUGUAAAUAAUAAUUCAUCAUACAAUAAAUACCAAACGAGUAAUAAUAAUAAUAAUAAUAAUGAUAAAAAUAAUUUGAAGCGAUCAAACAAAGAUGUGAAAGAAAAAAUAAAACUUGAAAAUUCUUAUAAUUCUGAAUUCAAACAUGAAUCACAUGAUUCACAUUCUUCUACAUUGAAUCAUCAAGUGAAAUAUUCAAAACAAUUCAAUAAACCAAUCAUUGUUAAACAACAACAAUCUUCCAAUAAUCGUCCAUCAUCAUCGUCAACAUCAUCAACAUCUUCAAGUUCAUUUAAUUCAUCAUCUGAAUUAUCAGUGAAAUAAUAAUAAAAAAUAUACUUUUAAAAUGAAUUAAUUUUCAAAUUUUAUUCAAUUUAUUUUGUUUUUGGAAAAAAAUUGUAUUUUUAAAUACGGUGAAUAAGAUUUUAACUUUAAAAGUAAAUAUAAAAUAACAAACAUUUAAACAAAUGAACUAUUGAACAAUUGAAAUAUCUCUUUCUUUUAAAUGUAUUUGGGAUAUCUAUCGAAUGAUAAGCGUGUUAUAGAAAUAAUAUUAAUAUAUUGAAUGAAAAAUAAAUUUUUGUUUAUUUCAACCUUUUUUUUAAUGAUUAAUUUUUCUAAUUGAUUUAUCUUAUAUACAUAGUACAAAAUGAAUCUGUCCCAUGGAAAUGAUAUUGAUUAUUUCUGAGAACUAUAGAUAAUCAAUAAAGAUGGUUGUACGUUUGUUUUCUUUCUUUUAAAUUUACCUCCUAUCAAUUAUUUCAUAGUUUUAUAUUUUUAAUCAAGGAUCAGUAACCGAGUAUUUUGUAAAUCAUAUAUACAUACUGCUUGAAAUUUUUUACAAAUGGGAUUAACUUUGUUUUAGUUGUUUAAAUAUCAUUUUAUUAAAAUAAAUGAUACAAUGUUUUUUUUUCGUUAUUAA
Schistosoma guineensis is the source of this 2035-nucleotide messenger RNA. The record is from the annotation of a GenBank genome assembly. Lineage: Eukaryota; Metazoa; Platyhelminthes; Trematoda; Strigeidida; Schistosomatidae.